GAAGGGAGGAGCAUCGGAUCAAGGCGGUGGAGUCGUUGGUCGUCCCUAAAGUCAAAAGACCUAAUUGAGUUGUCAUGUAUCCGCAAUCAGCUGCCCUGCCUGCUGAUAUCAGCUUACAGUGUACCGAUGAGGAGCUCUGUGUGUCCUUAGAGAAAAUACAGGACGGAUCCCCGCUUCCUGGAAAUGUGAUUCGAGAUGUAAAUCCUUACCGAUGCGCGCCCUCGAAUUUACCCGAUGGUUUUUGGUACUUCAUUCGCUCGAGUGAGAGCAACCCUACAAAUAUUGGGCAGUGGAGAGCCAAAGGGGAGGCCAGUAGAAUAUUCUCAAACUCCUCCAUCUAUGGUUGGAGAGCUACACUUGAAUUCUAUCGAGGCCAAGCCCCUCAUGAAACUAAAACCAAUUGGGUGAUGCAAGAAUACUGGAUAACUCAGAAGAAAUCGUCGGAAAGCAGCAAAUUGAAGAUAAAUGUGCAGGAUGUCGGGUCGCUUUGCAGAGUCUUUCUUAGGGAUGAUGAAACACCAAACUCCAAUAAGCUUCAGGAAUUGGUGAAUUCUGAUAGGGCUAUUCACUCAACACAUUCAGUUGUUCCGCGUGUUGAGGAUCGUGGUUCCACCAGCAAGCCUCGUGUUGAAAAUGAGGCAAGCAAUGAUCGCGAAACGGGAACAUUGGUAGUUACAGAAAGGCUUCCAGUUCGAGAUGAUAAUGUGCAAAUUAUGCACGAGAAUGAUUACCUUUCGAGAGGCGACUACUUGGAAUUGCUGGAUCUUGACACACCAGCAUCUCAUUCAUUUAGUUCAGUUUCGAGUUGCUUGACAAUGUCCUCGGACGAAUGCUUCGAUUCUCUGGCAUUGUUGGAAGAACUAGAGCCUAAAAGUAAGCAAGAAUUGGUGACGAACAACAAUAAGUUGGUCGUGUUUGCAUCCUCUUCAGGAUCUUUCGACAAGUCUCGCGACAAAGAAAGAAUCAGAAAUCGUUCUCCGAAUCCUGGCUCAUCUGUUUGUGCCAAGAUUGUCACAGAAAAUAGUUCAAAAAAUGCGAGCAGAAAACAAAAAUCAGACGAUAGGAAUGAAGGGCCAUCAAAUUCUCAGAAUGCUAAUGUUGGUGGAACCAAAAAGCUUAAGAGGAAGAAGUAUUUCUGCUUCAUGCCGUUUUAGGUCAUCUGUUUUCAUUCUACACGUGUGUAUUUAUGUAUAUUAACGAAUUUGAGUAGCAAAUAAUCAACAUCAUACUUAGACAUUUUUUGUAUUGUUCAAAUGAAUCAUUUUGGAAAUUUUUUUGUAGAAUCUUUUUUCUACUAUUGUCUGCUUUAUUACACUAAACAUGGUAAAUACCAUAUUAAACUAAGUAUGGUAAAUACCAAAAAUAUAUAUGACAAUAUUUGGGAAUUUCUUA
This is a messenger RNA of Malus domestica (apple), 1392 nucleotides long. Its product is annotated as NAC domain-containing protein 83-like. Gene Ontology annotation, biological process: regulation of DNA-templated transcription. Lineage: Eukaryota; Viridiplantae; Streptophyta; Magnoliopsida; Rosales; Rosaceae. Gene Ontology annotation, molecular function: DNA binding. The record is from RefSeq and is marked provisional.